AUGUCUCGUACCUCUAUCAAGGGUCAGGUACUGGCAAACCUCGUGGCCGAGUUCACUGAACCCCCAUUAGAAGAAACAUCAACGACACAGAACAUGGAUGGAAAAUCGGUUGGCACAAUCUCCCUGCAAGAACCUUUAUUCUGGAAGGUAUACGUUGAUGGUGCGGCAAAUCAAAGUGGCUCUGGAGUGGGGCUAGUUCUAAUCUCACCCAAGAAGCUCACCAUUGAAAAGUCACUAAGAUUGUGCUUCUUGGCCACGAAUAAUGAAGCUGAAUACGAAGCCUUGCUGGAGGGAAUGUCCAUGAUUCAAAGAAUGGGAGGAAAGGCAGUAAAGAUGUUCUCGGACUUGAGGCUGGUCGUUGGCCAAGUGAAGGGCAAACUAGAAGCAAGAGACGAGAGAAUGCAAGGGUAUUUAAGUCAGGUUAGGCAUUUGCAAUCAGGAUUUGAAUCCUUCACCCUAUUGCACGUCCCUAGGAGUGGAAAUACACAUGCCGAUUCCCUGGCCACGCUUACAACCUCCUCGACGUAG
Quercus robur (English oak) is the source of this 528-nucleotide messenger RNA. RefSeq lists its product as uncharacterized. Gene Ontology annotation, molecular function: RNA-DNA hybrid ribonuclease activity; nucleic acid binding. The transcript has a single exon. Bases 1 to 528 code for a protein of 175 amino acids. NCBI's taxonomy places the organism in Eukaryota, Viridiplantae, Streptophyta, Magnoliopsida, Fagales, Fagaceae. The record is from RefSeq and is a predicted model, not a curated record.